Orbicella faveolata is the source of this 2533-nucleotide messenger RNA. RefSeq lists its product as uncharacterized. NCBI's taxonomy places the organism in Eukaryota, Metazoa, Cnidaria, Anthozoa, Scleractinia, Merulinidae. Gene Ontology annotation, molecular function: metal ion binding. The record is from RefSeq and is a predicted model, not a curated record.
UCAUAGAGAAUUCAAGUGCCAUCAAUUCAGAUCCAUGUGGAUCUAUGUCCCUUUGGCCCGUAUUUGGACCCGUUUCACCACACCAUGGCUCACAGCAAUUCUAAUUUCUAUCGAUCAAAGUCUCUUAAUGCUCAGUGGGAGGACCUCAGUCGCUCCGUAAGCUAUGUUUUGAACGAGCACGAGGGACCCGAACCGAAAGCGGAACCUCUCCGACAGAUCAUUUCAACUCACUGGGUUGACAGCUUGGAACGAACGCACUGCGCCGAAAGAGAUUGCCGGAGGAAAUUUACAUUGACGGAAAGAAAGCAUCAUUGUCGAAGAUGUGGUGAAGUGUUUUGUGGCAAGUGCUCUCAAUACAGGCGUCGUCUGUCGUUGUUUGCAACUCCAGAUCCAAAUGGGAUUAAUUAUAGGGUGUGUAAGAGGUGUUUUGAUGUAGGGCCCCAGACAUUUGGAGCAGCCCGCCCACUGCUAAGAGAAUUUCGCAUUUGGCGUGAAAGAAAGAAAGCAGACAGGAACAACAAUCACAAUGAUACACCCGUUCAACCUUUGAGUGAUGUCAAAGAAGAAUUGCAAAGACUUGUUGACGGCUACACAAAGCAUAUUGGCAACUCAAAAAUCAAGUCUUUUGUGCUGGAAGCUUUUAGCUUUGUCAAAAUUCCUGACUGGCAAAAAUCAAAAUACUGGAUGCCAAGCUCAUCAAGGAGUGGUUGUACUUUGUGCAGUAAAAAGUUUGCCGUGACGGAAAUGAAGUCGAAUUGCAAGGUUUGCGGAGCAAUAAUCUGCUCAUCGUGUUCUUCAGAAACGCUCAUCCUAUACCCCGCUGAACCAUCUCGUACCGUACAGUGGGCUCUUAUCAACAUCAUCGGUUCCCCGGAUAAAGAGCCACCAAGCUGUUUAUAUCUACGAGUAUGUAACGCUUGCCACAGUGAAGUAGCGGUACUACAGGGAAAUACCUUCACAGAUGGACCUGCCGUGGGGUCAAUAUUAGAUGAUAUCGCAAAUAUCCACACGACUCUCAAAAGGCUUCAAGAAAAAAUAAGCGAUUUGUUGCCCAAGUACGAGACGCUUGUUGACGCAGUUGAGGCAAAAGGCGACUUGAAAGAGUUGGUUCCGGCUGAGAGCAGCGCCACUGAAACACUGGCCAAGUAUCAUGUCGAUUUAUCGGAUUUAUUUACACAGUUUGCAAUCGACAUGCAGAGCGUCCGGCGACUUAAACCGCAAACUAACACACAGAUAAAACUCGCCAAGAAUUUAACCAGCAGCAUGUUUAAUUUCUAUGGUGAUAACUUCCCAGUGUUUAGAGAAUGCAAAAAACGCCUGGUUGAAAUACUGCCGCAAGAAAUUCUAGAAAAAGUUCAAGUGAUAGUUGAUCAGAAUGCCAUCAACAACUCGUACAUUUAUAUUAAACAACUGGGACUUGAAGCUUUGUUGUUGGCAGAAAAACACAAGUUCGACAACCAAAUCGCCGUUUUUCUCGCCGAUUGUGAGAAUGUUUGUCUCAACGAUUUGAGAACCCAGAUCGAGGCCUGCGGGGAGGACUGGGUGCGACACCAAGAAGUUCUUAAAGAAAUGCUUCAUAUUAACGUCAAAAAGCAUCGUCUGAUCGUUCCCUCGAGAAGAUGGACCCAAGCCCAAGGUGCAGUCUACGUUCAGGCGUACUUGUUUGAUCGCUGUAAUCUGCUUGUGGCCAAGACAUUUCGACAGUUGAGUGCGAAAACCACAGAGAAAAAAUUCUCGUCCUCUAAACAGGCAUUGCAAAAAUUAAGGGAAGAGCUGUCUUGUUUACAGUAAUCCGAUAGAAAUUACGUAGUACAUUGUGACAUGGCGUAAGGGAACACCCUUGUAUACGGCCACGCAUUUGUAAACACUGCAUUUGUGGACCGGUAAGACAACAACAACAACAACAGCAGCCAUUUAUUUGUACUCAAUUUAUAAAAUAAUUACAAUAAACAUUAAAUUAGUACAGAGUACUGCCUGCCCAAAAUAACCAUAAGGGCUAAAAAGGGGCAUUGAGUGGCGGCCCCCAGCCUAAUCUUUAUAGUCUAUCCUGUAGAAGGGACCAUAUCAUGGUCGCAGCCACAUAUUAGCACUGCUACACUUGUCGCCGGUUUAGACAUGCUUCGUGUAAGAGAACAUACGUGUAUCAAAAAUUGUAAUUUGGAGCAGGCAGCAUGGCCUUGUGCACGCUGGCCUUGUCACCUGAAGUUCUUGGCUUCCAUUCCUCCCUGCAACUAGUCGCAUAUCUGUUCGUUAUCCUCCACGCUUUGUAAAUAGCAUUUACUGGUGUGCCUACUGUGUGUCGGUAUCAGGCCCAGCUCAGUUUGAUAAUUUUUCAUAUAGACUCAGCAACCCCAAAAUCGCAAAAGACGUAUAAAUUACAUUACUUUGCCUUUAUUAAUGUUUUAUUUUUGUAACUAUUUCUUUUACUUCAUAUUGGAUAUUGAUGCCAAAAAUAACAUGUUAUAAAUGUAUUAAAUGUAAUUUCUACAAAAACAAGAUUGCUCGUAUAAUAAACAACAAAGGAAUGUAGCGA